UUGACCUCGGCGUUUUUGAGCUCGAGACACGUCAAUUUUUUUUGAUGCGAAUACUUAUGAAGCAUUUCAUAAAUCUCCUUGUUGUCGGAUGUUUAAUAUUUUGUUUGUAAUUGCGGUUAGCGCUUGUUAAAAUGUGCUUUUCACUAUCCGGCUAUCAAGCUUACUGAUACGUUGACGUCGGACUUGACUGAAAUAUUAAAACAAUCGCCAUGCCUUGUUUUUCUUUGCCGGAUAUGCCAUAUUUCCUCCGCGCUCUGUCCAUUUAGCAUGGUUUGCUCUUUAGUGUACUAUUUUUUACUCACUGGUUGAAAUGAUAUCUAAACGGAUUGCACGGAACGUUUUUCACYCUUUUGGAGAAGACAAGAAGCUCUCUGAAAGAAGGUAUUGUUUGUCAAUCACUUGAGUAGCCACCCAAUGAGGAGGCAUUGUCGAAGCUAUUAAUAAAACUCACAAUAAUAGCUAAACAACGAUUCUUGACAAUCGACAUGUCAUCACUUCAAGGCGAAAUCUUCCUCAAAAACCCGACAAUUUUGGCACGUUUUGUGUCAGAACUAAAGCUGUGAUAGAGUUCACACAAAACCUGGAUAACCAGAGGUUUCUGAGUGCGAAAUAAAGUCGAAAAACCUCGCAAGAAAUUACGUUACCGUAGCUGAGAGACUAGUUUGCGGUAAGUAUGUGAUUGACAGAACGUACAGGCAGCGCGCGAUGUGAUUGGCUCAUUAGUGAAAACCAAUCAAGUGUCGUACAUGUGUGUCGCUUCACAAUGGCUCAAGUUGGCUUUUGUCUUCAUCAAAGUAAGAAGCAAGACUCGAAGGGUGCUAAUAUUCACUGAAUUCCUGCUUUUACUUUCCACUUGGCGAUACUCCUACUGUCCAUAGGUCUUCUUUAAUACCCAAAGGCUAUGCAAGAGGAUUUUACAUUGAGAAUGGUGUGAAAAUACACCGGUUUUUUUUCUGCGGAAGCUGUCGAAGUCUGAUCUUUGGUGACUACCAACAGAGUCCAUUAUUACGUGAUGUAAAGUGAAAAAAUGAAGAAAACCAAAAGCCUAAAACCGCUGCAUGUACUAGCUUCCCAAUUACAGUAAGUCAUAAUUUGAUGUCUACUGAGUAGCAGUACAGAAAAAGGACUGUUCRAAAUAUGGAUGAGUAUCCCAUAGUUGGAGACUACAGCAAUAAACCAAUCAAUGAUUUGGACGAUGGCUUUUUUUAUGGAACAGCGACGGCAUCUCAACAUCAGCCGGAUGGACAUCAGCUUGUGCCCUACAGUUCAGGAAUGGCCCUUAGUAUGGAGAGACAUAUCCAACAGACUAAUGAGCGCCUGGUUUGCAUCAAAACUCAUCUAUCUUCACCUCAAGGAUUCCAGACAGCAGCACGGGAGUUACUAGAAUGGUGUGGGGAUGUGAGGGCCUUCCAGAGACCAUUUGAAAACAACCUUAUGGGUUGCCUAACGGUUGUUAGUAAUGUUGCUGGUACUGCUGGCUAUGAUCUUGAUCUUGGGUAUCGACUUCUAGCUGUAUGUGCGGCACAUAGAGACAAGUUCACCCCCAAGUCAGCAAGUAUGUUAUCGGUAUGGUCUGAAGAAUUAGGAAGAUUAUUAUUACUACGGCAUCAAAAGCAAAGAAACGAUUCUCAGAAAUCUGGACCAUAUCCACCUCAAAUGGGGCCUAAGGGUAUGCCYCCAAUGAAUGCAAUGAACCCCAUGGGACCAGGUGCUGAUACAGGUACAGUAAUGUGGCCACAGACAACCCAGCAGCAAGCAGCAUUAUCAGUUGUUACUACAGUAUGGGGAGUGACCUCAUCAUUGACAAAUUCAAUGACGCAUGACUCAAUGAUGCCCAAUGUACCAACCACUAAUACUGUUAACUCAGUAACCCAUCCCUUCCCAACAACCUCUGCAAACCCCACUAAGCAAUAUGGAGCUCAAGGAGGGUACCCACAAAGAAGGAUGAUGCCAGAUACAACCUCGUCGUCUUACAUGCAAAGACAGCAUAGUUUUCCUGGGGGACCAAGUCAAAAUGUACACCAAAACAAUGGACCAUAUCCUGCAGGGCCUUAUCCACACCAGCAGGCGAAUGCCCCACCAAAUGCAUCACCAUUCCCAGCAACUCCUGCUAAUCCAGCUGCAGCUGCCGCAGCUGCUGCCGUUGCUGCUGCUGCUGCAACAGCCACUGCUACAGCAACAGCCACUGCAACRGCAGCUUUAACUGACCAGCCAGAAAAUAUGGGAUAUGGUUUCCCACCUGGACAGGGACCACCAAGUCAGUACCCCAAUAAUAAUCAAAAUAGCCACCCACAACACCCUCCACCACCCUACCAACGCAGCCAAAGUUUUCCAAGCUAUCAGCAAGAUCAAUUUGGUAUGCAACAACAUCCAUCGCAGCCAAACCAACCACCUAAUAACCCAAUGAUGAAAGGAGGUCAACAUCCUAUGAAUAGACAGCAAUAUCUACAUGAAUUUAUGAUGAAAAAACAGAUGCAAUUACAGCAAUAUAAACACCAACAACAGCARCAACAACARCAACAUGGACARUAUGGUCCUCCUUCACAAUUUGGACCUCAGACAAAGCAACAAGGUUACCCUAUGCAACAACCAGGCUACCAAUCUCAGAAUGGAUAYCAACARCAACCCACCCCUCCCCCACCAUAUACACCAACAAUGAAUCCAAUAUCAGGACCUGUCAAUCAACCAAAUGGAUCCAAUCAAAUGGGGAUGAUGGGUGGCAUGCCACCUAACAGUGGAAUGGGAAUGAACCAAGGGCCAAACAUGAACCCUAUGGGAAUGUACAGCCAACCAGGCCCUCCAUCAUCAAGGGCGGGGCCAAGACGGCGAAAAAAUGGGGCACCUUUUGCACCAACUCCGUCCAUUGCCAAUGCCAUGUCACCACCUGGGGGUCCUAUGACACCUGGGGGUCCUAUGACACCUGGAGGUCCAAUGACGCCUGGUGGUCCAAUGACGCCUGGUGGUCCAAUGACGCCUGGUGGUCCAAUGACGCCAGGGUCAAUGUCCAGUCCAUAUAUGAGUAUAUCAGAAGGGAGUGGCCCAGUAUUUAAUUAUAAUAAAACAGGAAUACAGCCGAUGGCUCCAUCACCACCUGUUAUGGAAGAUGUUAAACCUAGAUUAAGACCUCCUCAAAAUGAUGUCAUCAGAUUAACAUUUCCAGUAAGAGAUGGUAUCGUACUACCAGCCUUCAGACUGGAGCAUAAUCUAGCCGUCAGUAAUCAUGUYUUCCAUUUACGAGAUUCUGUACAUCAAACAUUAAUGCAAAGACCGGAUUUGGAGCUUCAAUUUAAGUGUUAUCAUCAUGAAGAUAAACAAACAAAUACUAACUGGCCAGUUUCUGUAGCGGUCAGUGUUAAUGCAACUCCAUUACAAAUAGAAAGAGGUGAAAAUAAAACUGCCCAUAAACCAUUACAUCUAAAGGGUGUAUGUAAACCAGGCAGAAAUACAAUACAAAUCACAGUGACUGCUUGCUGUUGUUCUCAUUUAUUCGUACUUCAACUUGUUCAUCGUCCAUCUGUCAGUUCUGUAUUACAAAGUCUUCUUAGAAAACGGCUUCUCCCAGCUGAACACUGUAUCAAUAAAGUUAAAAAGAACUUUGCUCUCUGCUCCACUACGAGUAGUAGCAGUGACGAUGGUGUAGAACAAACAGCUAUAAAAGUGUCCCUAAAAUGUCCAAUUACAUUUAGACGGAUAACGCUACCAGCAAGAGGCAAUGAAUGUAAACAUAUACAGUGUUUUGAUUUAGAGUCAUACUUAAGACUCAACUGUGAAAGAGGGAGUUGGAAAUGUCCAGUUUGCAAUAAAACCGCUUUACUUGAAGGAUUAGAAGUUGAUCAGUUUGUAUGGGGAAUUCUCACAUCUUUAGCAUCGUCUGAAGUAGAAGAAGUUACUAUUGAUCAUAAUAUACAGUGGAAUCCAGUUGCUGUCAAACAAGAGAUCAAAGAAGAAGACUGUCAAGGACCAGCAACUAAGAAACUYCGUCCUUCACCUCCUGACUCAUUACCUUUGAUGGGUCCAAACUCGCAGCAAUCCACAGGACAUUAUUCUCCUUAUUCGUCAACACAGCCUCCUUCWAAUAGAGGUGUUGGGACACCUACUCCGCCUGGACACACACCCACUGAUCCUAAAAAUGGAAAUAAUCAUGAUCAAGGGCCUAGUAGUAAUCCAGGAGAAUCAACCCAUAGUCCAAGCAACCAAAAUAAUCCAAAUACACCAUCAUCUUCUCAAUCUCCUGCUGCAAGUCUAAAUAAUCCGACAACACAUUCAACGACAGCUAACUCUCUYGACCAAACUGCUACGUCAACAUCCUCGUCAUUGUCUAAUAAUUGUGGUUCAGGGACAGAUAACUCAGCCCCUGAUCUCACUUCAGAAAACUUACCUGAUGAAUUUGAAUUUGAUCAGUCAAUAUUGGGCAGUAAUACAGGAGAUAAUGGUGAAGUUGAGGGUACACUUGAUGAUCUGCCAGAAAACCUGGAUCCAUCAGAGCUUUUUUCAUACUUAACUCCUUCUGAUCACAACGAAGACAUCUUGUCAAUGUUUGAUUAAUGCAUUCCUCGCCAUUAGGUAGAACACUAUCUUACUAAGUAUACUUCAAAUUGAAAAACAAAACACAUUAAAAAGGUAGACUAUAGGUUAAAGAUCUAUCAUCUAAACUCUUAAGUCUAUUGUCUCCAUUUUAAUUGUGGCAACGCUUCUUUAAUUUGAUGUAUACUACAAAUAACAAUUCAAUUGUCACACUUUUCAUUGAGCUCUUGUAACAAAAGCUUGUACAAGGUAGGACGUUGCUUCAAGAAAUUAAGAGUAUUGUAUAAAAUAAUCAAAGUAAUCCCUUAACCUUAAAUAUGAGUAGAUACAGUAAUUUACUAGCCAUCACAAAUUAUGAAUUCCUUGAAGAAGUGUACAAAAUGCAAAUUUUCAAAUCUCUACCCCUAAAUAGUCUGUGUACAUUGAUUCCCCACACCUCCUUCUGUAGGGAAAAAAAUUGCCCAACGCCCCCCCAACACGGGAGGGGUUGGGGAACUUAUGUACAAAGGCUAUCYCAAUAGAAAUAUUAUAGGCACACAUAUAUAUAUAUAUAUAGAUUCAAGUAGAGGGUUUUAUUUAUUUUUAUUUUAYGCACAUUAGAGCCAUUAUUAGAAGAACUGGUUUAGACACACUGUAGUAUUAACUUGUUUUAACAUGUUGGACUCACAUAGUGAUCACAUAUUGUUUUAUAUAAUUUCAUAACAAAAAUUUCCAAAGGAAGCUAUCUAAAAUCAAGAAAAAUAUCAACCCAAAUUUCUAAGCUUUUCUCACAUUCUUUCAAUAAUUGCGACAAUUUCUCAUUUUAAGAUUUCAGGAAAAUGAUUUUCUUUUUUUCCUUUUCAUUUUUUUUUCUCAGAGAAUUAUUUAACAAUACGUACCUUAUCUUUUUAAAUCUGUUGUUYUAAACAAUUUUCUGAGAAGUUCACUAAUAUCUGCAAACUAAGAAUGAUCAUUUUCCAUUUUCUCCUUUUGUUUCCUUGGAAUUUGGACUCUUUGGACCUCUUUAAAAGAACUUGACUUUUGAUCAAGUUAUUUUUUUGUAGCAGUAUUCAUAUUUUUUUAAAGUUGUUCACAACACAAAUUUUUCCCUUUUACUUAGUGUAACUUAGUAAAAUUAUCUUGGAAAUGCAUCUAAACCUUAUCAUGACAUCUAAACUGGAUUCAAUUUUAUAUGGUGAACAAUAGCUCUUUAUCUAUUAUCAAGUAUCGCUCCUUUAUAUAUCCGGCAAAAGCUCAAUGUUAGCAGGGUUUGAGUAUUCUGUAUAGAAAGCCCUCAUAGAUCGGCUUGCAUCAAUGAUGUGUUAUUAUUAUCCCAAUAUUUGGGAUCCAAAGUAAGUGCAAUAAUAUAUGCAUAUAAAUUAUAAUGAUGUUUAGCUUGGCUUUACUUUUAGCACUUUGAAAAGUAAUCAUAUGUAUAGAGAGAUUAAAAUAUCAGUUGCUGGUGCAUUUUUGCCUUAGUCGAAGGUCUAUUUGAUGCUCACUUAGAUUGCAGAUAUCAAGCAGUAUAUGAUAUGUUCGCUGUGGUAUCAGUUCAUUGUACACUGUCAAAUGACUUCAUUACGUCCUUACAUCAUCUUGAAAGUUCUAUCUCUGCCUUUGUAUCGAAGCAAGAUGACCAGUAUAUGUGUAAUAAUAAAAUCCUUAUUUUACACCAACAAUUGAUAAUUGUUGACAGAUACUUAUUCACAACUGUCUGCCAUUGUAUGGUCUCUGGUUGUCUUGUUUUAAUAUAAUGGCAUAGCUGCCUUUUAAGAUAACAGCUAGGGAACUSUGAAGAAAACUAUUUAGAUUAAGGUUUUACCUUUUUUUUUUACAAAGGAACACAUAUGCCUGUCAGGAUCUUAGCUCUCUUAAUCAAGAGCUAAGAAAACUAAGGCAAAAAUACAACAGCAAUAUAAUGAUUACUUGAGGGAAUGAGAAAUGGAAAUUUAUAUAUUAUAUUAUUUAGAUAGUUAUAGUCAGUGAAAACCACACAACAACUAGCUCAAAAUACUACUCUUCAAUGUUUAUUGGACACAAAAUUCUCCUURCCUAUCAWAUCCAUUUUUAUUGUUGGRARAAUUUCUAUGAUGAUCAACAWMGCACUCUGAAUAACAAUUGACUCCAAUUUUCACCAAAGUUUAAUUUAUUUUUGUAACUGGUUUUGAUUAUUUUUUGUUUGUCUUGUAAAUGCAUGUUAGACAUUGUAAUUUAGCUGAUAUUUUAACAARAGAUGAUUGAAAAGGGCAGUCUUUUUAGAUAUAAAAUAACAGUGUUUAAGUUAACUAUUUUUAUGAAAAAUCCUUAUGAUUUUAUUUCUUGGGUUAUUUUUUUGAUAACCUGACUGUAUUGCUUGUUAUAUCUUUACAUUAUAACUGCAUUUAAACAUAGUAAAUGAGAUAAAACAAAGGCACAAUCUACAAAUUUGUGAGAUUUUGUUUUAUUACCAUUUCAUAUUUUAAUGUAAACACUCUCAAUAACCCCCAUUAACAUAAUUAUAAUUAUUGCAAGUAAGAGAAACGUUAGGUGUCAAACAGAUAAAAAGUAUGAUUAUAAAGAUAAAUUUAUUUGAGAUUAAUAAGUAAAAUAUCGUAAUUUUUAUUUUCAAAAUUGUUAAUAAUAAGAUUCAUAGUAAAAUGUCAUGCAAGCAUAUUAAUAAUGUCCAUUCAUGCUUUCCUUUGUGAUUUUUAGUAACUUCGYUAUUUUGUUUUGCAUAUUGAUACCACAACCUCCAUAUCUUAAUUACACAUAUAAUAUUUAGAUUAUACCUUGGGCAUCUAGAUUUUACUUGAUAAAGUGUGUUACUGAUUCAUGGUUGGCAACUGAAAACCUUUCAAAAUCUUGAGACUCAUAAUUAACUUGUCAUUUCUAAUGAAGAAAAGGUGAGAACUCAGCUAACAAGCCAAAUUACUUUGCAACGGAACAAUUUGUCUGUAACAUGCUUCAUCGAGGCCUUUGGGAAAUCUUAUAUUUGAUUGAAAUUAAGASCUUAUAGGUUAAUAUUUAGAGCGUAAAACUAAUCUAAGCUGUAUAUAAGGUAGUCAGUCAAGUCAUCAAAGCCUGUAUAAAGUAUACUCAUCCAAACAUAACACUGCUUACACUCUGAAACUUUGGUGGAUUAGCUUGAAUGUGGGCUUUCAGUUCAUUUAGAGCUGAAAUAUUCAGUUAAAGGGCUAUUGAGGGAAACAUUUCAUAAAAAAUAACCUAUAACUUUGAAGCUGUKAAGUCAGUAUUUUUUAAUGAAAUGUUUUCAUCUUAAAAGCUCUUCACAGAUUAUUCUCUUCUCAACUUUCAAAGACCUGAAUGAGUUGUGCAUUAGAACAGWUUGUAUCAUUACUCAACAUUCAUAGAGAAAUUGUUCCUCUAUUAGUCGUUUUAUUUCUGCUCUAUAACAACUCAUUUCAAAUAUGACAACAUGGGGAUUAAGUAACAUACAGCAAGCAUAUAAAUUGCUGAGCAAUCGACACAUAAUAUAUAUAUAUAUAAUAUUGCCAGAAGCUAUACGCUGUGCAAAGCUGCCAUUUCUUUGUAAACAAAACAUUUAAUAUUACCAAAAGAUGGUUGAUCUAGAAYGGGGGAAUUUGAAGUAGUAGAUUUUGAAGUAUUUGUACAGUGUCUGUUGUAAACAAAUUUCAAAUAAAAGUCUAGUCAAUGUAGUAGAUAGAGCAUAUGUAUUCAGUUUUAUAAUGAAAUAAAGUUCAAAAAGUAAAAAUG
Messenger RNA from Exaiptasia diaphana, 8217 nucleotides. RefSeq names its product zinc finger MIZ domain-containing protein 1. NCBI's taxonomy places the organism in Eukaryota, Metazoa, Cnidaria, Anthozoa, Actiniaria, Aiptasiidae. Gene Ontology annotation, biological process: protein sumoylation; regulation of transcription by RNA polymerase II. Gene Ontology annotation, molecular function: SUMO ligase activity; zinc ion binding. The record is from RefSeq and is a predicted model, not a curated record. The transcript has 19 exons. Bases 1138 to 4545 code for a protein of 1135 amino acids.